AUGUCCACUUCAACUUCAAACUCAACCUCAAACUCGAACUCGAACUCGACCGACUUCAAGCCCAACUGGGCCUCGGAGGAUGGGAGCUUUAAACGUCAGGUCAGCUCUUUCAGGGAUUCUAUCGAGAAGGGCGGCAAGUUUGAGCCCGAGAAAGGACGAUACCACCUUUACGUUUGUAACGCUUGUCCCUGGGCUCAUCGAACCCUGAUCGUCCGCAAGCUCAAGGGUCUCGAAGACUUUUUCGACGUCUCCUACGUCCACCCCCACAUGCUAGAGAACGGUUGGAAAUUCGCUAUCCCCGGCGGCAAAGUCCCCUCAGAAGAUUUCCCUCAAGCGACCGAGGACAAGCUUUUUGGGAGCAAGUACAUGAAGGAGAUCUAUUUCAAGGCUGAUCCUGAGUACAACGCUCGGUACACCGUCCCCGUCAUCUGGGAUACCAAGCACAACACCAUCGUCAGCAACGAGUCUAGCGAGAUUAUCAGGUUCUUGAACACCGCUUUCAACGACCAACUCCCCAAGGAAAAGGCCGAGCUCGAUCUUUAUCCGGACGAGCUCAAGAAGGAGAUCGACGACUUGAACGAGUGGGUCUACCCUUCUAUCAACAACGGAGUCUACAGAUCCGGAUUCGCUACCACCCAAAAAGCCUACGAAGAAGCCGUCACCGAACUAUUCGGCGCUCUGGACCGGGUCGAAGGGAUCUUGAAGGACGGUCGAGAAUACCUCAUCGGGGGGAAGUUGACCGAGGCGGAUGUCAGGCUUUACACCACUAUCGUGAGGUUCGAUAUUGUCUACCACGGACACUUCAAGUGUAAUCUCGGGUCUAUCCGUCACGACUAUCCCGCUCUCAACCGUUGGUUGAAGAACCUCUACUGGAACAACGCCGCCUUCAAGGACACUACCGAUUUCGAGACGAGCAAGGAGCACUAUUACUUUUCUCACAAACAGAUCAACGGGUCGCAGGUGGUUCCUAUCGGUCCGAAAUACCCCGUUGAGCCUUUGUAG
Molecule: messenger RNA, 1002 nt
Organism: Filobasidium floriforme
Lineage: Eukaryota; Fungi; Basidiomycota; Tremellomycetes; Filobasidiales; Filobasidiaceae
Product: glutathione S-transferase
Exons: 9
Coding region: 1-1002 (333 amino acids)
Cellular component (GO): cytoplasm
Molecular function (GO): glutathione transferase activity
Source: RefSeq, a predicted model, not a curated record